UGUGCUUCCGUCGCCUGCUGAUUACGUCAGAAAACCUAUCAGCAACGUUCUCUGCAAAAAGCGUCAGUCUGGAAUUGCGAAAAUACGCUUAAUUUUGCACAUUUAAACCAUUCCUUCAGUGGUAUAGCACUUUUUUUUACUACUACAACAAAGGAGCGGGGAGUGGAAAGCGACGUUUGAAAAUGUCGUAUAUGCUACCGCAUCUCCACAAUGGCUGGCAGGUCGACCAAGCCAUCCUGUCCGAGGAGGACCGAGUGCUCGUCAUCCGCUUCGGACACGACUGGGACCCGACGUGUAUGAAAAUGGACGAGGUUCUGUACAGCAUCGCCGAAAAGGUGAAAAACUUUGCCGUCAUCUACCUGGUGGACAUCACAGAAGUGCCUGACUUCAACAAGAUGUACGAGUUGUACGACCCCUGCACUGUCAUGUUCUUUUUUAGGAACAAGCACAUCAUGAUUGAUUUGGGCACCGGCAACAACAACAAGAUCAACUGGACAAUGGAGGACAAACAGGAGAUGAUAGACAUUGUGGAGACGGUGUAUCGAGGAGCAAGAAAAGGACGAGGCCUGGUGGUGUCACCCAAGGAUUACUCCACAAAAUACAGAUAUUGAUUUUUUUUUUUUCGCGUUUGAUUAUCGUUUUUAACAUCUGAUAUAUUUUGUUUAGUUUCAUAAAGUUUUUCCAUUUAUUUAAACCCAAACAAUGUGUUUCUUGGUGCUCAACAAUAAACAAGGCCUCAUUUGUCAUAA
This is a messenger RNA of Hippocampus comes (tiger tail seahorse), 749 nucleotides long. It is a transcript of the gene txnl4a, whose product is annotated as thioredoxin-like 4A. Bases 183 to 611 code for a protein of 142 amino acids. Gene Ontology annotation, cellular component: U5 snRNP; spliceosomal complex; U4/U6 x U5 tri-snRNP complex. The transcript has 4 exons. The record is from RefSeq and is a predicted model, not a curated record. NCBI's taxonomy places the organism in Eukaryota, Metazoa, Chordata, Actinopteri, Syngnathiformes, Syngnathidae. Gene Ontology annotation, biological process: mRNA splicing, via spliceosome.